UUAUUAAAAAGUCAACUAAAUAGCUCUAACGGUAUUUAUUAUAAUAUUGUUGAACUUUUUUACUUUUAGUUGAUUUUAUAGAAGCUUUUUACAGUGCACAAAAAAAGAAGAACUAUGAGUGGGGAAAAAAAAUAAGAAUACAAAAUAACUUAUCAUAAUGGAGCCAUUAUUAAUCAUAUUAAUUUUUAUUAUAGGGAACGGUAUAUGUUUACAAGUCACAUCGAUAAACUUAAACAAUCAUUCAAUUGAAAUAAACGCCUCCCGAAUUUUUCCUAACGAGUUUACACAUAUAGAAAAAGAUAAAGUGAAAGAAGGUUCGUCUCGUUCAGAAAGAUACAAAAUGCAAAAUGGUCUUAUACUUCUUCAUGCUCAAAGACCGCACACAGUUUCUGAUGUAAAGAAAUCUCAAUUGACCGAUAAUUCUCAGAGUAUUAAUUACCACGUUCGCAAAAAAGAACAAAAUAACGAAACGGUAUUUAAAAUAUUAGAAUUUAAUCGAUUCGGAGUUAAUAUAACUAUUAAGAAAAAUGAUUUUAUACAAAUAAACAAUAAUUUAUUAAAACACAUUUCAAAGAAUGAUACGAAUAUUUUUCAAUUGGCUAACAGCACAGAAAACUGUUUAAACUUAACUGAAGGUAAUAAAAGUUUAGUUUGGGAAAGUGAUCAAAGUAUAAAAAAUGAUAAAAUUCAAAGACAAAAUACAAUUACUCAACAAAUAGUAAAACUAAACAACGCUAUAGAAGAUGCGAAACCAAAUGCUCGAAUAAAAAGAGGUUUUCGAAAAGUUAUACGAAAAAUAUUUCACAGGAAUAUUGACUCGAUCAUAUGACGAUUCUUUAUAUGAAACAAGAGUUUUAUAGUAGAAAAAAAAUAUAGUAUAUGAAAAAAUUUACUUUUCAAAAUUAAA
Hydra vulgaris (swiftwater hydra) is the source of this 907-nucleotide messenger RNA. RefSeq lists its product as uncharacterized. NCBI's taxonomy places the organism in Eukaryota, Metazoa, Cnidaria, Hydrozoa, Anthoathecata, Hydridae. The record is from RefSeq and is a predicted model, not a curated record.